AUGGUUUGCCUUUGCCACUUGUACUCGCGUAUUUUUGAUGUAAGUGAUAUGUUUGUGUCAAUUAGAGGGAUAUUUUUUCUACAGCUCCCGCACGACUUUGAGUGGGCGUAUAAUCGGACGCUCCACCGUCUGCGGAGCUUGUCUACACACUGUGCUUUGUUAGCACAUGAAAGAAGUAUGGACGUCGAGGAACGCUGUGGCUCAUGGAAUGCGCUGGUCGACAAAGUCGUUCAUCAUUUUGAGUCACCAGCCAAGAAGAAUUUUCGCUUAGAGUGUGUGCGGUGCCUUAUAACGGCUAGGCGUUCUGUGUUCCUAGGCGGAGAUUUAUAG
Trypanosoma rangeli is the source of this 330-nucleotide messenger RNA. Its product is annotated as putative metallo-beta-lactamase superfamily. The record is from RefSeq and is a predicted model, not a curated record. The transcript has a single exon. NCBI's taxonomy places the organism in Eukaryota, Euglenozoa, Kinetoplastea, Trypanosomatida, Trypanosomatidae. The coding region runs from base 1 to 330 and encodes 109 amino acids.